This is a messenger RNA of Pistacia vera, 1476 nucleotides long. Its product is annotated as dihydroceramide fatty acyl 2-hydroxylase FAH2-like. The transcript has 7 exons. Gene Ontology annotation, molecular function: fatty acid 2-hydroxylase activity; iron ion binding. Gene Ontology annotation, cellular component: endoplasmic reticulum; membrane. The record is from RefSeq and is a predicted model, not a curated record. Gene Ontology annotation, biological process: fatty acid metabolic process; lipid biosynthetic process. Lineage: Eukaryota; Viridiplantae; Streptophyta; Magnoliopsida; Sapindales; Anacardiaceae. The coding region runs from base 167 to 880 and encodes 237 amino acids.
UGAGGUGUACCUGCGAUUUCGAAAGCUUUUGCAGCUCAAAAUGGGAGUCAUGAGAACAAUAAUAAUGGAAAUUCAUCAUUUUUGUAAAGCCUUUCGGUGCCUCAACAUCUCGCUGCUGGGUCAUCCUUCGCCUCCAAGUUGCUCAAUCGCGUCAUAAGUUGCUAAGAUGGGUGCCGAGGCUGAGCCUUUCGCUGUUGAUUUGAAUAAGCCUCUUGUUUUCCAGGUUGGCCAUCUUGGAGAAGCUUAUGACGAAUGGGUUCAUAAACCUAUAGUUAGCAAGGAAGGCCCACGAUUCUUUGCUAAUGACUUUCUUGAGCUCUUGACUCGCACAAGAUGGUGGGUAAUUCCAAUAGUUUGGCUACCGGUUGUAUGUUGGUUUGUGUCCAUCUCUCUCCGAAUGGGCGUUGCUCCUCCUCAGGCAGCCGUCUCUGUAGUUGGUGGCGUCAUCAUUUGGACGUUGCUUGAGUACAGUUUGCACCGCUUUGUUUUCCAUAAGAAGACAACAAGCUACUGGGGGAACACUUUGCAUUAUCUUAUUCACGGCUGCCAUCACAAGCACCCUAUGGAUGGACUACGACUCGUUUUCCCUCCUGCUGCGACUGCAAUUCUAUCUGUGCCAGUGUGGACCUUGUUUAGGAUUAUAUCACCUUCAUCUCUAACUCCAGCUCUAUUUGGAGGCAGCUUGUUGGGAUAUGUACUUUACGAUUGCACUCAUUAUUACCUACACCAUGGGAAACUGUCUAAAGGUUUUAGUAAGCAUCUAAAGAAAUAUCACUUAAACCAUCACUUUAGAAUCCAGAACAAAGGAUUUGGCAUCACCUCCUCCUUAUGGGAUGAUGUGUUUGGAACACUUCCUUCAGCAAAAGCUGCAAGUAAAUAGCUGAAACUACUGGUAAUUUAUAAACAAUUAUCCAGCCGGUUAUGGAAGUGUUAAAAGAGAAUCUAUCAAUCAGGGAUGAACCUGUCUUACAUUACUUUCCUUUUUAUUAACUAAUGGUAAGUCUCAGGUUGAGGUUUUUUUUUUUUUACGUCAAAAAGGGUAAUGUUGUUUUUAGGAUUAUUAUCCCACAUCUCCCCCGAGGUUUUAGUUUUACUCACUCACACUCCAAAGGUAUAAAAAAUCAGCCUUGAACUCCCUUCACAAGUUCACAUCGGAAGAAUUGUCUAAUACCUCACUUCAUCGACUUAAUUGAUAGAUUUUUUUUACUGGUCUAUUUUUUGACCCCCAAUAAGAUUGAUUAAUAUCACACUCAUCCACUUCAUUUUAAAAGUAUGAAAAAUACUAUUUUUUUUCCAAUGAUGUGCUAUGGCUCCAUUAGAUGUUAAAAUUGAAAGUCUAUUUUACCCUUCGAUCACUUACUAACUCAACAAAUUUCUUAAAUCCUUCACUCAAUAAAUAUCCAAAACCACAAAAUCAACCUUGGAGUUAUAAUUAUAUUUUUCCAGGGAAGGUUACACAUUUAUAUAACACAUAUA